Trichoderma gamsii is the source of this 2148-nucleotide messenger RNA. RefSeq lists its product as hypothetical. Gene Ontology annotation, biological process: regulation of DNA-templated transcription. Bases 1 to 2148 code for a protein of 715 amino acids. The record is from RefSeq and is a predicted model, not a curated record. NCBI's taxonomy places the organism in Eukaryota, Fungi, Ascomycota, Sordariomycetes, Hypocreales, Hypocreaceae. The transcript has 5 exons. Gene Ontology annotation, molecular function: zinc ion binding; DNA-binding transcription factor activity, RNA polymerase II-specific.
AUGGCCCGAGGCGUAUCCGGAUCCGAAUCUGCGCGCAGGCGUCAGUUCUCCAGCUGCGACUACUGCCGCAGAAAGCGUAUCGCAUGUGAUGCUUCUCAAUUACAAGGGCGCCAUCAUGCAUCUUCCAGUGGUUCCGACGCUGGCUCACCAUCGCCACAAGUUCAGUGCACAAAUUGUUCGAAGCGAGCCCUGCCAUGUACCUAUGAGUGGAUUCGGAACCGAGGAGGUACGAAUACAACGGCAGUAAGAGGUGUGAACAGGCCAAGGACUCGCCAGCUCUCUCGCCGCUUGGCAUCGGAUCGUCUUCAAACGGGAGCGACUGUGAUAGUCAAUAACUCAGAAUCUCCUGAAGAGAUACAGCAUCACGAAAUAGAGCCAGCUGGUACCGCAGAAAAUGAUGGUUAUACGCAACUCAUACCUAGUUCUGAGUUAUCCCAGCAAAUCGAGGCCGAAGCAUUACAUGACCGGCUAUGGACAGUCUUUACUCUCAUAUUCGAGCCUGUCCUCACUCUGUGGACCGGCCCUGACUGCAGUCCCUAUGUGGUGCCUGAUCAUAUGACUGGCCUCACAAUGCUGCAGCUAGUUGUGUCCCUUGACUGGGCAAAUUGUGCCUGCAGCACCGACCGCCAGAUACAGAUGACCCACCGUUGCCCAAGAGGCGAUCGCGCGAUUCAGUUAGCAUUGAUAUCAGCCGUGCACGCCUUCUCUUGCCGCUGGCUUCCAUUAGUGGCGGAUGAUACAAUUGAUACCCAACAGCUGCUUGUGCUCAGCACUCAUCUCUGGAACGACGCCAAGUCGAGAGUCAUGGCCGUCUUUGACAAGCUGAGCUACCAAACUGUUCUUGCUUUGUACCUAUUUGGUCUAACUCCUGUAUCUGGGGAGGCUUCCAUAGAUACCGAAAAUGCUCACUCGGCUGGCGAGGUUAGCAUCGAUAUGGCGCUUCGCCAAAUCCAUAGGCUAAGGGUAAAACGACGUGAUUUCCGAUUUUCUGGAACUGGCCUAUCGGUUGGUAAAAACGAUGGAGAAGGCCCGAAUGAUUACGCCUCCGUCAACGAAGAUUUCAUUCAUGCCGAAAAUAUGAUGUAUUGGGCCGGAGUAGUAUUCGAUACUUCUUCGUCAAUGACUAGAGGGUGCCCUUCUAUUCUCUGCAGUGGUGUGUUUGGCUUUGAGGGGGAGCCAGUAUUUUGCCUCAUGAAAGCUCGAGUUCAGCUAUUCCAUGAAAGCACAGAGACAUGGAGACAGAACGAAUUUGUUCCAACAAGCCAUGAUACACUAUAUAUUGUCCAUCGGGCAUCCACCUGGAAGGGAUAUGUGUGGAAACUCAUUGGAGUUCUGAGAGAAGCUAUGAACCAUGGCUACGGAGAGUCCGUCAUCGCCAGACUGCAAUUCCUCAUUGCGGAGGCCCUCAAUCGCUUUGAUAGGACCUUUAAACCACUUCUUGCAGCUUGCGAGAGGCAUAUUAUGUAUUUCAGUAAAGAUGCUCGACUAUGCUAUUACCUUCUGCAAUUGCACUAUCACAUGGGACUACUCCUUUUGUGUACCCUAGCUGCCUCUAUUGAACGGAUGGAUAUUGUUCCAAAUUUCGACGCGGUCCGUCGCGAGUCUGUCCACGUCAUCUUUAGCACCAUAAGUUUUGGUCUCAGCUGUCAGGUUGCCCUCGGCAAAAGCGAAACUCGGCGUAGCCGCAAACUCUACUCAUUGAUUAGCCUGGAUCCAUAUCCGCAUCAUAUUCUUGCGUCACUACAGCUUGCUGCCAAGGUUUUGCUAAUCUAUCUGAAGCGAGAUGAGAUAGCACAAGACGCGUUUGAUAGCUUUUGUCGAAUCGUGUUUGAUGCGCUUGAUGAAUUGCCUCAGUGUUUACAGUCAGUACAAAGAGUGAGGAAGCUUUUGCACGACUCUCUCAAUGAUACUAGCUCGGAUACACUACGUCGGCCGGCUAUGGGCCUUGCGAGACAACAGCGCCAGCAAAUAACCCGCAAUGAGCAUGAGAAUGGCAAUGAAUACAUACCUGGCGAGGAGUCUUACGGUGAUAUCACAGGCUCGGAUCAUUUAGGAUCUUUUGUUACCAAAAUCGACGAAGCAGGACAUCGCUGCCAAGCAAAGACACUCUUCGCCAGGCCUCCAAUAGUACUUGGUACAAAUUCUUAG